This is a messenger RNA of Rhinichthys klamathensis goyatoka, 2119 nucleotides long. It is a transcript of the gene slc1a3a, whose product is annotated as solute carrier family 1 member 3a. Lineage: Eukaryota; Metazoa; Chordata; Actinopteri; Cypriniformes; Leuciscidae. The transcript is spliced from 10 exons. The record is from RefSeq and is a predicted model, not a curated record. Gene Ontology annotation, cellular component: plasma membrane. Gene Ontology annotation, molecular function: L-glutamate transmembrane transporter activity; glutamate:sodium symporter activity; neutral L-amino acid transmembrane transporter activity. The coding region runs from base 232 to 1836 and encodes 534 amino acids. Gene Ontology annotation, biological process: L-aspartate import across plasma membrane; L-glutamate import across plasma membrane; D-aspartate import across plasma membrane.
UCUUGCCUGUCCUUCUCACUCACACCCUCCAUGCUUGCAGUUCUUUUCUUUCAAACUCUUGCACUUUUCUUUCUAAGUACACACUUCUCUCCAGUCUCUCAGCGUAGAGGAUCUUCGUCACAGGAAGGGUUGGACUGAAUCCCUUUAUUUUGAUUUACUGCCCACAGCGGAGUGUUUCUUGUCAAACGUUCAUCUGUGUCUGGUGUGUCCGGUGUGGCGCCCCCUCCAGGCAUGACUCAGAGUAACGGGGAGACGCGUCUGCAGCGCAGCAGAGUACAGCAGCUGCGGGACGGCAUCAAUGAGCGCUCGCUGCGGGCCCGCAACACCGUGCAGAACAUCACCACGAAUGACGUCAAAGGCUUCUUCAUGCGGAAUGCCUUCGUCAUCCUCACAGUCGUGGCCGUCAUCAUUGGUACAAUUCUGGGAUUUGGAAUGCGGCCGUAUAAAAUGACAUAUAGAGAGGUGAAGUACUUCUCCUUUCCCGGAGAGCUGCUGAUGAGAAUGCUGCAGAUGCUGGUGCUCCCUCUGCUGGUGUCCAGUUUAAUUACAGGUAUGGCCGCUCUGGACAGCCGAGCGUCAGGGAAGAUGGGUAUGAGAGCUGUAGUUUACUACACCACCACCACUAUCAUCGCAGUAUUCAUCGGGAUCGUCAUGGUACUCAUCAUCCACCCAGGAAAAGGCUCCAGAGACGAAUUCACCAAACACGAGAAAAUAGAACAAGUCAGUCCAGCAGACGCCUUCCUCGAUCUAAUCAGAAACAUGUUUCCUCCUAAUUUAGUGCAAGCUUGUACACAACAGUUUAAAACAAAAAAUGGCAAGCGAGUGGUCACAGUUAAAAUUCUGAUGAACGACAGUUUGAAUAACGGGUCGGAGGAAGUCAAACGUGAAGACGUGAUACCAGUGCUGGGAACGGUUAAUGGAAUCAAUGCACUCGGACUGGUGGUCUUCUCCAUGUGCUUUGGCCUCAUCAUUGGGAGCAUGAAGGAGCAGGGUAAACCUCUGCGGGAUUUCUUUGACUGUCUGAAUGAGGCCAUCAUGAGGCUGGUUGCAAUUAUCAUGUGGUACGCGCCACUGGGCAUAUUGUUCCUGAUUGCUGGAAAGAUAGUUGAGAUGGAUGAUAUAUCAGAAAUGGGAGGCCAGUUGGGAAUGUACACCAUGACAGUCAUCAUCGGCCUAUCGAUACAUGCAUUCAUUGUACUGCCCUUGCUCUACUUCCUUGUGACACGUAAAAAUCCAUUUGUGUUCAUCGCUGGACUUCUGCAAGCCCUCGUCACUGCUCUUGGUACCUCUUCCAGCUCUGCCACUCUGCCCAUCACCUUUAAGUGUCUAGAGGAAAAUAACCAUGUGGAUAAACGUAUAACCCGUUUUGUGCUGCCCGUGGGAGCCACUAUUAACAUGGACGGCACAGCUCUGUACGAGGCUCUGGCUGCCAUCUUCAUCGCACAGGUCAAUAACAUGGAGAUGAACUUUGGAGAGAUCCUAACCAUCAGCAUCACAGCAACAGCAGCCAGUAUUGGUGCAGCUGGAAUCCCUCAGGCUGGCCUGGUUACCAUGGUGAUAGUGCUGACCUCUGUGGGACUGCCCACUGAUGACAUCAGUCUAAUUAUCGCGGUUGACUGGUUCCUAGAUCGGCUGCGCACCACCACUAAUGUUUUGGGCGACUCCAUCGGUGCUGGCAUAGUGGAGCACCUGUCCCGUCACGAGCUGCGCUCUAUCGAUGCCGAGAUCGGAAACUCCGUCGUGGAGGAGAACGAGACCAAGAAAUCAUAUCAGCUCAUCUCUCAGGAGAGCGAGUCUGAGAACGCCAAGAUCCCUGACAGCGAGACCAAAAUGUAACCGCUUGUUUCCUGAGGAGUUUUAUCCACAGAGAACUGGAGUUUUUUUUGUACAAACACUAGUAACUUAGUCAGACUCUAGUCUGAUAUUCAUCUCAAGUCUUUUUAUAUGCUUGUCAGAGACAUCCAAAUGUGUUGAGGACCAUUGCACAAGCAGAGAUGGACAUGUGUGGUCCACAACGGUCCUCUUCCAACUGUUUUAUUGUAGAGUAAACUGAUUAGAUUGGUAAAAAUCUGAUUUCAUUAGACAUAUUUUUAAUAGUUUUCUAGAUGCAGGUUUGUAA